Epinephelus fuscoguttatus (brown-marbled grouper) is the source of this 4595-nucleotide messenger RNA. Its product is annotated as rap guanine nucleotide exchange factor 5-like. Gene Ontology annotation, cellular component: plasma membrane. Gene Ontology annotation, biological process: Ras protein signal transduction; positive regulation of GTPase activity. Lineage: Eukaryota; Metazoa; Chordata; Actinopteri; Perciformes; Serranidae. The transcript has 18 exons. Gene Ontology annotation, molecular function: guanyl-nucleotide exchange factor activity. The record is from RefSeq and is a predicted model, not a curated record. The coding region runs from base 463 to 2334 and encodes 623 amino acids.
CACCCAAUCCUGACUCAAGACUCUCUCCUGCUUUCGGGAGAUUUUGAAACUUCCUUUUUGGGGCAGUUCGACUCACCAGAUGUUUCCUGAGCCCACCGUGUCUCUAACUCACUCCCCUCCCCGAUGUGAAAACAAGGGAAGGACAGAGAGAGGGAAUCUGUCGCUCACUCCGAGUAAAGCCAAGCACAGAGAGAUACCUGGAGUCCAACUCGUGAAGACUUUCCUGCGCGUGCCUGUCAGCUACUGUGCUGACCACAGCAGACGGUGACCGAGAUUUACUUUAGCUGCAGUGACAGAGGACUCUGCAACUCACCUGGAGCGCGUACACAGACACACACAUACACUUUACUUACAGUCAUUUUUAACUGCUCACCUUCUCUUGCACAUUUUUAAGAGCAGUGUGAGCUCACAGCCAGGACUCCUGCUGUUUUACCUGGUGGGCAGUCAGUUGGUGAGCCCGCGAUGUCGUGGGACUGCGGCCUGAGGUACAUGUUCUCUGUGUCCCCUGCGCUUCAGCCAGGGAACAUGUGUAUCCUGCAUGACAAGGAGGACCUGUCCAGACUGGAGAUGGUCCAGAGGCUGGCCAAGGAUGGCUGCCGCUUUCUGCAGAACCACAGCAAGGGCCCAGAGAGGACAAGUGAGCCCCAGAGUGACGAGGCAGUCCGCGUGUGUCUGAGGGAGAGGGGCCACGAUGUGCUGGUUCUCCAGAGAAUAUCGUCAGAGCAGCCAGCCCUCUCCGCAUCAGCAAGGGGAGGAGGGAGAGAGGAGGCGAGGAACAGGAGGUACAUGGUGGUAUCGGGGACCCCAGAGAAGAUCUUGGAGCACUUGCUGAAUGACCUGACACUUGAUGACGACCAGGGGACGACACAGAGCAAAGAGUCAGAUACACUUCUGGAUGACUUUCUGCUGACCUACCCAGUGUUCAUGUCAACCAGUGAUUUAUGUCAAGCUCUGCUGGGACACUAUUGCACCAAGCGACACAGAGGGAAAGAGGACAGGAAGGAGGCUCUGGAGAGGAAACGAAAAGUCCUGCACCUGGUGACAGAGUGGAUGGCCCUCUGCAAAGACUUCCUGAGGGAGGACGAGCACGUCAAACUUUUCCUGAAGACUUUGUAUCGUUACGUGUUGGACGAGCUGUAUGAGCACCCUGCCCUGGAGAAGGAUGUGAAGGAGCUGCAGAAACUGUACCAGCUGCAUCGCAGACACACGGUGGAUGAAUAUUCCCCUCAAAGAAAGAGCAAAGCACUUUUCCACCAAUUGAGCCUGAAGGAGAACGGGCUCCAGUCCAGGACCAUGCAGAGGGAGACCAAGGAAGUGCUGUGUCAUGUGUAUAUUACCAUGGACUCGUUCCUAAGUAUGAGGGCCCAUGGUGGGGUGGUGGCCCAGGAGCUGCUGCAGGCAGUGGCAGAAAGGAUGGAUGUCCCUCAGGGGGAACUGGUGCUAGUGGCUGUCACUUACAAUGGAGGGAGGCUCCUCCUGCAGCCUCAGGACCGAGUCUUCUCUGAUUCUCUCCGGCCGGUGGGCAGGCUGCAUGUGUGCAGGAAGGAUCUGGGUGAAGUCCUGAACCCGUUCACAGACAACUCCGAGCUGCAGCAGAGGACAGCUCGCAUGCUCAGUUUAAACACAUGGGAUGUGGCCGUUGCCCUCACCAACUUUGACUGGACCAUCUUUGACUCCAUACACGAGCAAGAACUUGUGUAUUUCACCUUCAGCCGCCACAGUAGCAGCAACCACACUGUGGCGUUGGAGCUACUGCUGCAGCGCUGCAAUGAAGUCCAGCUGUGGGUAAUGACCGAGGUGCUGCUGUGCCCGACUCUUUGCAAAAGGGUCCAACUCAUCAAGAAGUUCAUCAAGAUCGCUGCUCACUGUAAAGCACAGAGGAACCUCAACUGUUUCUUUGCCAUUAUAAUGGGUCUGAACACUGCAGCUGUGAGCCGCCUCAGUCAGACAUGGGAGAAAAUUCCUGGGAAAUUCAAAAAGCUGUUUUCAGAGCUGGAGACAAUUACAGAUCCCUCACUGAACCACAAGGCCUACAGGGAAUCCUUUAAGAAGAUGAAGGCGCCAAAGAUCCCCUUCCCUCCACUGCUACUGAAAGAUAUCACGUUCAUACACGAAGGCAACAAGACAUUUCAUGAUAACCUGGUCAAUUUUGAGAAGCUGCACAUGAUAGCGGACACGGUGCGGCUCAUCCGGCAGUGUCAGAAAGAUCACAUGGGAAAUGGCAUCACACAGAAGAGCAGCACAGAGGUGCGAGCCUACAUUGAUUACCUGCAUAUCAUCGACAAUCAGCAGACUCUGUUCGAACUGUCACACAGGCUGGAGCCUCGCACAUAAGAGAGCAGCUCUUACUGCACUUCCCCACUGUGUCAGCCAGACUGUCAGAACGCCAAGGAACAAUCCACCGCUAUCAUCUAUCUCUCAGGACUCAGUGAGCAAUCAGAGGAUGCUGCAUGACCCUGGCCGACCACAGGAGGGAGCUGCUCAAUCAGGAAAGUCUCAGCAGGGAAGGGAAUAAGCAGAAAAAGACAUGUCUGAGGUUAAAUGCAUAAAUGUUAGCAUAGAUGAUCCAAAACACCUACAAGCAGGCCGAGCUGCAGUGCCAGCUGUGUCACCCCAACUAUGUAGAUCUGCUGGGCCAAACCGGCUGCUGCUAUGACUACAGCAAAGAUUGGGAAGAGUAGAGCUGAUUUAACAAUAACCCAAUAGCUCUUCCUUGUGGAGAAUCAGCAGCCUGCAACAAGAGUUUGCAGCUGCAGUGCUUCCCAUCUAAUACACAGACUGAUAACAGUGUGUGUGACAAAAAGGUCCACGUACGAGCCUUUCCAGAACCUUUAGCCACACAAAUCACAUAAAGUGAUCAAGGUGCAGAUAAACUCAUGAUACAUCUUUUUGUAUUCUCUGUGUUUAAGGAUCUGGCAUCAGUGGGUUGUUUCAUCAGAGUUAACCAAAGAGUAUUUCAGUCCUAUAUUGUACACACACUUCACUUUUCUUCAGACACGAUCCACAUGUUCUCUUUGCCAGAUGUGGGACAGGCAGUCACGAACAGAUCAGUACAGUGUUUGCACAACAAGUUGGAUCAAGAUGACAGAAAUAGUGAAAAGGAAACAUAUAUAACAUGUUCAUAUAUUAUUUUCGUUAGCUAUUUUUACAUUGCAGAAUUCUCUUACUGUACUGUUUUCUAUUGUUUAACCAUAAAGUGUAUUAGAUCAGUGGUUCCCAACUGGUGGGUCACAGGUCAAGUUUGUAAAAAACACACUUUAUUUUGAAGUACAGUGAAUUUCUGGCACAAAGCUUAUAUUUUGAAGUGCUGUUUCCUGCUGUAGAGUGAGUGACUAAUGGACAGCUACUUGACAGAGACAGCAAACUAGUUGGACGACAUGACCACACGCAAGUAUGACAAUUAGUGUAUUAAGCUGUGUGGACCUUGAGCCAAUGACUAAGGAGAAAUCUGGACCUGUGGCUGGACCAGUUGGGAACCACUGUAUUAGAUGAAGCAGUUCAUAUGGUAUUAGAGCAGAAAAUUAAGUGAGAAUACACAGUAUAGUGUGUUUCUUUGAUGUGUGGGGAAAGUUGUAUGUCCCGUGUGUGAGUUAUAAUCACGUAUGUUAGUGCCAAAAGCCAUAAAAAACGCCCAUUCAUAGUAAAGCUAGCUGCUCAUCUCUUUAGAAGCGUAAGGAUCUCCAUCUAGUUGAGCUGCGGACAAUCAGUUAAACGAAGCAGCAGACUCGUACUGACACUGAUACAUUUGUAUUGGUCUCUAAAGUUCAGGUUAAAACACAACAUAGUGCAUUUUGCCAGAUCAGAUCAUGUUUGAUUGGUUGAGGCUCAGAGACAUCGGCUUUAGCUGUUUGGUGCUCAGAGUGCCAGAAAUUAGCAUUUGAAAAACUCUGCAGCAGCAUCAUAUCUCUGCAGCAUAUCUCUUUCAUCCUGGGUAAACGUAUGGAUAGAGACCACAGAGGAAGAAUAAAUUUCAUUGUAUUUGUGGGUGAACUGUCACUACAAGUAAAAGCAAUAGAAAAAACAAGUACUACAGCACCUUCUGGACAAAAAAAAGUUAAAGACAAAAAGAACUUGAAGCCAUUUCCUUCUGUACGGUGUGUACUAACACUGCUGUAUCCACUUGUAUAGUGUGUGGCUAUAAAAGACACUUUAAGGUAUUUAUUCUCCAGAUUGGCUACCUAAAAAUUGCCCUGAGGCUCGGCCAUUUUAAGUCGGCGUUGUGAAGUGUUGUAGUUGGAGUUUUGCAUUAUAAUAUCUUGAGGUUUUAUUUGUAUAUUUUGGAUUUUUAAAGCCCGCAGAGAUCAUGGAGAGAAAAUGCUUUAGCAGUAUCUUAUUCUGAGUUUCAUUUGUAUCAUCAACGAUGUACAGUUGAUUCUAUUUAUACUGUAUAUAUACACCAUAUGUUGACAUUCUGGAUAGGAAUAUUUAUUUAUUUCAGAAUUAUUUAUUUGUUCGAUAGAUGUUACUUCUAUUGGUUAAAUUUGAUUUCUUUCUCCUUUUUUUGUACGCACCGUUUUUGGCUGGUCUGCAUGAUAUGGCAAACCAUGGAUUGACCACCAGUGUCAACUGUGCAUGCAAUAAAAUAUUUUUCAUCA